AAACUGUAUAAAUGCAAACAGUCUUAUCUACUUAUCUUACUUUAAACGCGUUAGGCAUGUGCAGUACUGUUUACUCACUCGUACUUUACCUUCGUGAGGUUUACCGAUAGCUUCGUACUUUUGGAUCAUUCUACACUUCAACUUUUGACUAAACAUUAAAGUUUUGGGAAAACGAUGGAGGAAACCGGGAAUAAAGAUACUUCUCGGAAAAGAAAGAUAAUAAUGGGGAUGGAUGGGAGUAGAAACGCGGAAGAAGCGUUGACAUGGUUUAAGGAAAAUCUUCACGAACCCGGCGACUUUUUGAUAUUGGUGCACAUCCCGGAGUAUAAACAUCUUAUCACUAUGCCGGUGAUGACGUCAGACGCCGCUCUGAUGUCGAGGAUCGUGGACGAGGAGCAACACGUGACCACGGAGCGCAUGACGAAGUUCCAAACACUCCUAGACCAUCAAGGCAUCCAGGGCUCUGUCAAGGAGAUGGGUGGCGAUCCUGGCCACCAGCUGAUAGAGGCUGCGGUUCAGGAGGGCGCUGAUUUCAUCAUCACCGGAAAUCGUGGCCUCGGGACGCUUAGGCGGACCUUUCUGGGAAGUGUCAGCGACUAUGUGGUUCACCAUUCGCCAGUUCCGGUCAUCGUGUGCCGCCUUCCACAUUCGCAUCACUAGUUUCGGUGAAGCGUCAUAUAAGUCGGUCAUGAUGGCACUUACUAGUUCAUUAGGUGCCUUUGUGCCGGCAUCAGGCGACGUUUCAGACAUUUUUCAAGAUAUUAAGUUCCAAAGACACUUCUUUGUAUUUAGGAAUGUUAGGCUUGUAACAAUUGUUGUAGUGAAUCUUAUGUUCGUCUUUAAGUUUGUGUCAUUUAGUUACUGAAGAGAAUGUAUGGGUGUUAAUGGUCGGCUUACAUAAUAAUUUGUGAAUAAUAAGCACAGUUGUUUUAAGAUAGUGCGUUGUUAUGUAUAUUACUGUUAAUGCUUGCAUUUUAGACAUUGCAGGGUCUUUUCACGUUUUGGUAAAUUGACAAAAUAAAUAAAAAUGUUUUCAUAUUCGCAGAUUGUCGAUGUAGUUAUGAUAUUUGUGAGGAAACAGUAAUACUGAACAUUAACCAAGCUCUACAAUAUCCAUGAUAUGCAUCUUUUGACGAUUUAAAAACCUGAACAUUAUAAGGCGUUGCAACGCGAAAAGAUUGACUAAUUUGGAGAUUUCUGAUGUUGUUAUAUUUUGGGAUACUACGAAUAUUGCAUAUAAAGAAUACAGUACAUCAUUCAUUGAAUGAGCACGGAUGGCCGAGUGGUCUAAGCGAAAGACUUUUACCCCAGGGGUCAGUGGUUCAAGCCAAAUUGAGGGUUACUUUUUUUAUUCUUUCUUUAAUUUUAUUCUUGUUUUUUUACUGGAGCUUUUUAGAUCCAACGUUUACAUUUAUCAAUAUAGAGCAUUUAAUGACAAACUUCAAUACAUACCCAAAUCUGUGAAAAUGCCCCUUUAUUUGCUCAUUUUUGAUGUUUUAUGGCAAUCAGAAUGUAUAUCCAUCUCAAUAAUUGUUUUUUUCCUAAUGCAUAUAUUGCCAUGCUCAACCGAUAACAAUACAAUGUGUUAAUCAUGAACGUUGCACUUCCACCUACAUUAAAAGAGCUAUCAGGCAUUUGGGAUUUGAUUUAAUUUAAGAAACAGUGUUACCCGAUUGGGUAUAUGGACCUCUUGCAAAUUAUAAAAUAGGUUGUUGUUGUUCCAUGCAUGAACCACGCACAAAAACAGAACUACUGUGUAAGCCCUACUAAAAGUGAUGUGUCUUUCAAAAUAAUAAUAAACAAUUAGAACAGGUAUUUAAAUGAGUGGAGGAAUUGUAUGAGGGUUAAAGCUUCAUUUACUCCUUGAAAGUAGUAUGUAUUUGAUUGUGUGGACGCGUUUUGAAAUUUUAAAACUAUAAUCCUCACCAACGUGUACACACCGGCUUUAUUUAUAUGCUUAUUAUUAGUGUAUUCAUAAGCACCAUUGUUUGCAUGAACCGUUACACUUUUUAUGAUCAUAGCAUGGAUAGAAUAUGCAAAGGGCUGUUUAUGAAUCCUUUUGUAAAACAUUUGACUUAUUAAAUACAUCCGUUAUUCAAUAUAUUACAAAGUACAAUUCACGUUUCUGGGUAAGUUCCCAUCUACUUUAAAGACAUUGUUUGUAGAAAGAAGGAUAAUUAUGUUAUUAUGACGUAUGGUCUUUCAAUUUGUUGCAUUAAUAUUUUUUUUUUUCAAAUCGAGGUUUAUUAGACGAUCGCCGAAAUAAACACGUUUCAACACAAAAUUAAUGACAUGCAUUUCAUGUUAUUGAGUUGCGACUUAUAAAAACCAACAAAGUUGUUGCUACUGUAACUUAACAACGUGUGUUUGUUCUCAACUAAUGUUUUAUACAAUACAUGUGACAUGUAAUGUUCUCAGGCAUCGUAGGUUAAGUCCUAGCGUUCGAUUUUGAGUUGUUGGUCUGUUAAUGAACAACGGAGGUGAGUUCUGACGAAUAGGUCUUUAUCACGAGCCAACAAUGUCUAUUUGGUUAAUACCCGCUAAUGUAUUGUUUUUAUUUUCAUUUAAACAAAUAUAAUUGUUACUAUGAUUGAAUAUGUUUUAAUUUUACAAGAUUAUUUUUGUGUUUAUUGGAUGGUUUAUCAUCAAACACUUAGUUCUUUAAAUUAUAAUAUUAGACGGAUCUGUAAAUGAUUCCGCGAUAAUAAUCUGGUUAAAUAAGGUGUUAUUUAAACGCUAGAGUGUUUUGUGCUCAUUUGUUUUAUUUGUUUGUUCAUUUAUAUUGCUUCAUCGUUGACGUUUCAUGGUCUACACAGUUUUAUAAAUUCGCAAUGAAGUCUUACGGUAUCACAUUAUGAAAUAAAGCACAAAUGAAUGUGUCUUCUUACAAAUAGAAAAUAAAUAGUAUGACAAUAA
This is a messenger RNA of Dreissena polymorpha, 2916 nucleotides long. RefSeq names its product universal stress protein in QAH/OAS sulfhydrylase 3'region-like. The transcript has 4 exons. The record is from RefSeq and is a predicted model, not a curated record. The coding region runs from base 175 to 660 and encodes 161 amino acids. NCBI's taxonomy places the organism in Eukaryota, Metazoa, Mollusca, Bivalvia, Myida, Dreissenidae.